UCGGAACAUCUCGGUAAUAAUCAAUAAUAACUUAUCGAAUGGCCGAGAAGAUGCGAUUGUGGUCAAUAUGCAAGUUCCUUCCCUUUUAUUUACAGUCGCCAUUUGUCUAGAUUAAAAGUGCAGAGAUGUUUUGCUUUACCUGUAACAGAGAUUGCAGGUUAAGGCCAGGCACCCCAAAACACUUGAGGCCCACAAAGCUGACGUGCAGACUGCAGGAGAGAAAAUUUGAACCUGGCAUGCUAAAACCAGAUGUGACUAUCAUUGAAGCCUUAAAAGAUGUUACUGAUUGGGAUGCCACAGAAGAAACAUUACUAAAUUAUGAUAAUUAUUACAUAUGUCAUGAAUGCCAGUUGAAUUUAAGACAAGCUGUAAACAAGAAAGCAGAAUUAGAGAACAAUAUAGAACAGUUAAAUGCGAAGAUUUGUCAAGUGCAAAAUAGUGUCAGAAGAGACUAUUAUAAAGGUAAUUAUUGUAGAGAUAAGGUGGGAAAAUGUUGGGCCUGCAUGAACCAGUUUGUCCCAACAAAUAAUAAAAAUAAAUGGAGUGACCGUACACAUUUAGCGUCACCUGUUGUUGAAGGCAUGAGUGUACAUGAGGCUGUAGUAAGCUUGUUAGAGGAACAGGCUGUAACAUUACAGGGUCUAUACCCAAAGAAGGUAUACAUAUGCAAGAAAUGUGUGGUGUUGUUACGGAAUGUGAUACGAUCUCAGUGCGUGUUUGACAGUCUACAGACAUUAUUCCAAGGUCAGACAGUAAACCAAAGUGUUUUUACUCAACUUUUAAAUGGGGAAGAAGUUCCCUUAGUAGUAAACACAAGUAAAGAAUUUCUUUAUGCAGAGGGCAAUAGUGAAGAAAGUUCAGAGGACACAGAAGGUGGUGGUGAAACUUCACCUAUAAAACCUGAUACAGACCAUGCUAAAUCUAAAAGAACUAUUAAAAGACCACAUGAUUUAGCAAAAGGUAAUAUGCCUGGAAAUAAAAGACCAGAUAAUCAUUCAAAAGUGAGAAAAGUUUCAAAAAGAAGUGGUGGAGAAUGUGGGAAUUCUGACUUGGAAUUGGUAAAAGAUUCUGACAGGGAAGAAAAUGAUACUGUAAAUUUGGAAGGAAGAACUGUAGCAGACAGAACAGUGUGUAAAGGCUUAGAUAGUGAAACAAAUGAGCAAGAUGGGAAACUUACAAACAUGGAAGUAGACAGCACACUAGGUUUAGUAGGGAAUGAGGCAGAUUCAGAUUUGGACAUAGAUGCAUAUGUUGAAGAAAAUGAGGAAUUAGAAUUGAAAAGGGGAGAAGUGACAAUUGGUGAAAGUUUGGAAACGAACUCAGGUGGUAUCAUUAACAAAGAUAUUGAAAGUCAGGAUAAAAGUACUGUUAAAACAAUUGUUGAAACCAGUAAUGAAGUCAGGAAAAAAGAUAAAGCUAAGAAACAGGUACAAGUGAAAAUACAGUUACAAGGUACUAACAUUAAGGCAUUAUCUCAGGUUGGCAGUAAAGGGAAAAAGGCUGAGAAACUAAAGAAAAUUCCUGAACUUGACAAAGGGAAUAUGGCUGAAGAUUGGGUGAUAUAUUACUAUCCUAAAUUUUCUGGGAGGUCAGAGUUCAUCAGGCUGUUAUUUGAGGAGACUGGAACACCAUACAAGGAAUGUGCUGAAACAUUUGCUGGUAUCCGAGAUAAAAUUGUUGACGGGAAGAUGGAAGGGUACCCACAUUUUGCUCCACCAAUGAUUAAAAAAGGUAAUUUUCAGUUAUCUCAGACAUCUGUGAUAUGUCGGUACCUUGGUGAAGUGUUAGGUAUAUACCCGGACACUGUAGAAGACAAACUUCACGCUGAACAAAUCAGUGCAUGUUGUCAUGACUACAUUGCCGAAGGUCGCCUCGCAUUUCACGGCAUUUAUCCGGUCGGAUCUUACUCCAUACAGAAAGAAGAAACACAGCCAUACAUAGAUAGAUUUGUCGCAGAAAGGUUGUCUAGAUGGAUGAAAUACUUUGAAAGGGUACUUGCAUCAAAUAAUGGCGGAAAAGGGUUUUUAUUCGGAGAGAAGCUGACUUAUUGUGACCUUAGUUUAUUCCAUAUAUUACAUGCCACGGAGUUCCAGUUUCCGGACACUUACAAGGCUGCAGAGUAUAUGCCUUUGUUAAAAGCAUUUAAAGAAAGGAUAGCAUCUAGACCUAGAUUAGCAGCUUACCUGAAAUCAGAUAGAUGGAGAGGAUUUUCUGGAGAUAGCAUGAUGUAGAUAAUAGUUUUUAAAAACAUUGAUGGAAUAAUGACAAUUAUCCUGCUAAAUUAUUAAAUGGAGUUGUCUCAUUUUUUAUCAUUAAAGGAACUCAAUAUAGGUCCAAUUGCCUUAAAUCAUAAAAAUUUGAAAUUCUUUAAUAAAUCAUCUUGUACACUUAAAAUAGAAAACUGUACACUAUAUAAUAUAUAGAUAUGCUCGUAAAUAAAAGGAUAAUCCAUUUUUGUGGGUCAGUUUUUUGGUCAAUUUGAGUGGAAAAUGUAGCAGUUACAUCAGAAUUAUUGCAUUCAUAUAUCUUUAAGACUCGGUUAUAUUAGGUGUGUAUGUAUGUUAGGUGAAAAUAAGAAUGUGAUUCACUGUUUGUUACAUAAAGUUGAUCAAACUGUCUUUUUGAGGGUGUAAACACAUUUUUUCAAGGGAGGUUAUAUUAAGAUAUUUUUUUCAUUUUUUUUUCAUAUAAUUUUUUUCCAUAGCAUUGAAUAAGGUUUGAUUUUGUAAAAGACAGUUAGUAUUUGUUCCCAGUGGAUGUUUUUAAAAAUUAACACACAGAAAAGUUGGUUGUUUUUUU
Messenger RNA from Ruditapes philippinarum (Manila clam), 2799 nucleotides. RefSeq lists its product as uncharacterized. Lineage: Eukaryota; Metazoa; Mollusca; Bivalvia; Venerida; Veneridae. The record is from RefSeq and is a predicted model, not a curated record. Gene Ontology annotation, molecular function: glutathione transferase activity. The transcript is spliced from 8 exons. Gene Ontology annotation, biological process: glutathione metabolic process. The coding region runs from base 126 to 2231 and encodes 701 amino acids.